AUGCGCAGAGGCGUCACCAUAUUCAUUCUCGUCACCGUCGUCGUUCUCGGCUUCGCAGUACACAGCGUGUGGACACUACUAGGUCUGCUCGUCGCCACCGGUCGCGAAGAUGCCAUACUCCGCGGCGAGCUGCCUGCGCCAAACUCGGGCUCCAUCAACGACCGCCCACAACUGAUCCCCAAGAUCAUCCACCAAACCUACAUCAAUGAGAGCAUACCGGCGCAUUGGAAAGGACCGCAACAGAGCUGCUUGGACCUGCACCCAGACUACGAGUACAAGUUAUGGACCGAUAAGAAGUCGCGCGAGUUCAUUGCCGCUGAAUACCCGUGGUUCCUCGAGACCUUUGACGGCUACCCGUACCCCAUCCAGCGCGCCGACGCCAUUCGAUACUUUGUGCUGCACCACUUUGGUGGAAUCUACAUUGAUCUAGACGAUGGAUGCAAUCGCAGCCUCGACCCCCUCCUUGCCUACCCUGCGUGGGUCCGCCGCACCCUCCCCACUGGUAUCUCCAACGACGCCAUGGGCGCAGUCAAAGGCCACCCAUUCUUCCUAAAGGCGAUCGACUCGUUGACUGACUACAACCGCCGAUGGCCAAUGCCCUACAUCACAGUAAUGGCAUCUACCGGCCCUCUCUACCUUAGCAUCAUCUGGAGACACUACAACAACGCGAACCCCGCAGAGAAUGCUCGCGUGCGCAUCCUCUUCCCCGACGAGUACAACAACCACCCAUGGAGCUUCUUCACUCAUCAUCUCGGAAACAGCUGGCACAGGACUGACGUCAAGGUCAUCUUCUGGCUGGGACGACAUUGGCUACUUGUCACUGUUAUUGGCUUCAUUGUCGGAUUCGCCAUACUCGGUCUUCUAUACAAGGUCUUCUUCAUGAACAGAAGACAGCCUGGGUCACCCAAGCUCCGAUUCGCGUACCCACGGAUGCCCUUCUACCGUCGCAUAAGCCAGAAAAGUUUUGAAUUGGAUGAUCGGCUUCAGGUCUAA
This is a messenger RNA of Cucurbitaria berberidis CBS 394.84, 993 nucleotides long. Its product is annotated as glycosyltransferase family 32 protein. Lineage: Eukaryota; Fungi; Ascomycota; Dothideomycetes; Pleosporales; Cucurbitariaceae. Bases 1 to 993 code for a protein of 330 amino acids. The record is from RefSeq and is a predicted model, not a curated record. Gene Ontology annotation, biological process: mannosyl-inositol phosphorylceramide biosynthetic process. The transcript is spliced from 4 exons. Gene Ontology annotation, molecular function: mannosyltransferase activity.